This is a messenger RNA of Aspergillus niger, 217 nucleotides long. RefSeq lists its product as hypothetical. The transcript is spliced from 4 exons. Lineage: Eukaryota; Fungi; Ascomycota; Eurotiomycetes; Eurotiales; Aspergillaceae. The annotation marks the transcript as partial. The record is from RefSeq and is a predicted model, not a curated record.
AUGAACAAAGUAGGUGAUGAGAAAUCGUUGGAAACAAAAGAGUUAAGAUGGGACUAUAAUACUAUAAUUACCGCAGAUACCUGCAAAUCUUUAAGAUGUUAUAUAUUUACAAUACUAGAAAGCAGAGAUGGCUCAAUUUCUAUAUUUAUAUUUAUUUUAACAUUAUGUUUAUAUUUCAAAACAGUGAGUUUAAUCAAUUCUCAUACUCAUAAAGAUC